Psammomys obesus (fat sand rat) is the source of this 905-nucleotide messenger RNA. RefSeq names its product syntaxin 19 (gene Stx19). Gene Ontology annotation, molecular function: SNARE binding; SNAP receptor activity. The transcript has a single exon. NCBI's taxonomy places the organism in Eukaryota, Metazoa, Chordata, Mammalia, Rodentia, Muridae. The record is from RefSeq and is a predicted model, not a curated record. Gene Ontology annotation, biological process: exocytosis; intracellular protein transport; synaptic vesicle fusion to presynaptic active zone membrane. Gene Ontology annotation, cellular component: SNARE complex; plasma membrane; synaptic vesicle. Bases 1 to 882 code for a protein of 293 amino acids.
AUGAAAGACCGACUUCAAGAAUUAAAACUGAAGACCAAGGAAAUGGAACUCUCUCGGGACAGCCAGGUGUUUGUGGAAGCAGAGGAACAAGGGGUGCUUGUCCAGCAAGCUGUUAUUUAUGAGAGAGAGCCUGUAGUUGAGAGACACCUACAUGAGGUCCAAAAACUGCAGGAGAACAUUAACAGCUUUGUUGAUGAUGUUCAGCGAUUUGGACAGCAGCAGAAAAGUCUGGUGGCUUCUAUGAGAAGGUUUAGUCUACUUAAACGAGACUCUACCAUUGCCAAGGAGAUAAAAACUCAAGCAGAACACAUAAACAGAGCGCUGGGUGAAUUAGUCAAGGAAGUGAAAAAGUCAGAGGUUGAAAAUGGUCUAUCAUCAGUAGUCACGAGGAUACUUCAGUCUCAGUAUGCUUCCAUGUUCCGCCAUUUUCAGCAAACCAUGUUUCUGUACAAUGAUACAAUAGCUUUAAAGCAGGAAAAGUGCAAGACAUUUAUUGUGCGUCAGCUUGAAGUGGCUGGAAAAGAAGUGUCUGAAGAGGAAGUCGAUGACAUGCUUCAUCAUGGGAAAUGGGAGAUUUUUAAUGAAAGCUUACUCACAGAAACCAGUAUCACUAAAGCCCAACUCUCAGAGAUUGAACAGAGACACAAAGAACUUGUGAAUUUGGAGAACCAAGUGAGGGACCUCCGGGACCUUUUCAUUCAGAUAUCUCUUCUAGUAGAGGAACAAGGAGAGAGCAUCAACAACAUUGAGGUAAUGGUCAACAGCACAAAAGAUUACGUUAGCAAUACCAAAGAGAAAUUUGGACUUGCUGUAAAAUACAAAAGAAGAAACCCCUGCAGGGCCCUGUGUUGUUGCUGCUGUCCAUGCUGUGCCUCCAAAUAAAGAUGCCAUCUUAGAGACUUUCU